GAUCAAUAAAUAACAUUUUAGAAUCAGCACUUGGUAAAAAAUUUUACACUAUAGCACAAGAGCUAAUAAAGAUAUCGCAGUCAAUACGACCAAAUGCAGACGAACUUCCAUGCAUUUUCAAAGUUCUAGUUGGUACUUAUAGCAAAAAAAUUAGGUUAAGUCCUUGUAGAAUGAAGGCAUUACAAAUUUGGAGAUACACAGACAGUCCAGCAGCAGUUAAGUGA
Messenger RNA from Dentiscutata erythropus, 224 nucleotides. The record is from the annotation of a GenBank genome assembly. NCBI's taxonomy places the organism in Eukaryota, Fungi, Glomeromycota, Glomeromycetes, Diversisporales, Gigasporaceae.